AUGAGCAACCCCACGCCCGAGAAGAGAGCGAACGAGGGGAGAUCCGCUGCGACCCCAGAAUACUACCCUCCUCCGCCAGGCCCACCGCCGAAUCAGACGUCUGCACAACAUCCAGACGAACAGCCGCUUCCAGACUACACGAUUCCAACAUACAUUCCGUCGAGCCCCAGCUAUGCACAUGCGCCGGCGCCGGUGCCGUCAGCUCAGCAUGGCCAGGCGUUUGGAGGCACGGCAGUGCACGACGACCAUUCGGGCCACCACGGCUCGUCGAACGGCUCCAAGCCUGACCUGGCCGACCGUCUGUCGGCUUUGGGAGCGAAGGCGUCGUCACCCAUCAACAUGCUUGCCAACAAGCUGGGCUCGGAGGGUUUUCUUCCGGCGUCGAUGGACAAGGAGUGCGAGAAAGCGGCGAGGAUAUUGAGGGGAUUUUGCAAGGACGGAAUCUACGCCGACACCGAGAAGACGCAGUCGUCGACGGAUGAGGCGGCGGGCAAGGGCAAGCAGAAGCAGAAGCAGGUGUCGCGGGCGAUCAUCACGAUUCCGGCCAAGGUGUUGCAGCGCGCCGUGGGCCUGGCCGUGUUCACGACGGGCCGCGUGGGAUUCCACGUGUCGGGUGCGACGGGCUCUGGUGUGCUGGUUGCGCGUCAGUCGGACGGUGGCUGGUCGCCGCCGUCGGGCAUCCAGAUUCACUCGCUGGGCGCGGGCUUUGUGUACGGCGCCGACAUCUACGACUGCGUACUCGUGAUCAACACGGAGGAGGCGCUGAACGCGUUUCGCAACACGCGACUGUCUCUCGGGACGGACCUGGCGGUCGUCGCUGGUCCCUGGGGUGCGGGUGGCAGCCUCGACAUCGCGGCGCCCAAAAGCAGCAGCAGGUCGAGCCAGAGCAGGCCUGGCAGUGCCGAGAGUGGCGGCGGCGGUAGCGGCGGCGCCGGCUUGCAGCCCACGAGCACGACACAGACGUCGGGUGGCAGUCCGGGCAAGAAGCCGUCAAAGCUGCGCAGCGCCGCAUCCAACGCGGUCUACUCGUACAUCAAGUCGCGCGGCGUGUAUGCGGGCGUGCAGGUCGACGGCACCGUGAUUGUCGAGCGGAACCAGGCCAACACGGCUUUCUACGGGGCUCGUGUGCCGGCGACGCGAAUUCUCCGCGGCGAGGUGCCGGCCGGCAGCUGGAUCAAGUCCGCGGCGGUGCUCAUGGACACGAUCCGGGGUGCCGAGGGUCGUGCCGCCGCAGGUCGGCCGCCCCAGGCAGAGCCAGCACCGGGGCAAUGGCAAGGGCAGCAACAGCAGCAACAGCAGCAACAGCAGCAACAGGGACAACAACAGCAGGGACAACAACAGCAAGGACAGCAACAGCAAGGACAAUCCCAGGCACAAACAUAUCCCAAGACGUCGACAGCCUCACAGAACUCGGAGACAUGGGCGAAUGCGGCCCCAGCAACAAUUGUGAUGCCGAGGGCGGGACCGCUGCCACCACAGUAUUCGGCCGAGGCAGAAAGCAACACCGAACAUGAUCUGCCACCAGCAUACGAGGAGCCUGGCCAUGCUUUCCCCGGCGUGGGCGAUAGCAAGACGACGCAUUGA
This is a messenger RNA of Grosmannia clavigera kw1407, 1584 nucleotides long. RefSeq names its product duf500 domain containing protein. Gene Ontology annotation, molecular function: phosphatidylinositol binding. The transcript has 2 exons. Lineage: Eukaryota; Fungi; Ascomycota; Sordariomycetes; Ophiostomatales; Ophiostomataceae. Bases 1 to 1584 code for a protein of 527 amino acids. The record is from RefSeq and is a predicted model, not a curated record.